CAUGUCUGGACGCGGCAAGGGAGGAAAGGUGAAGGGGAAGUCAAAGUCCCGCUCCAGCCGUGCCGGCCUGCAGUUCCCCGUGGGCAGGAUCCACCGUCUCCUGAGGAAGGGCAACUACGCCGAGCGCGUGGGCGCCGGCGCCCCCGUGUACCUGGCGGCCGUCAUGGAGUACCUGGCCGCCGAGGUGCUCGAGCUGGCCGGCAACGCGGCCCGCGACAACAAGAAGACCCGCAUCAUCCCCCGCCACCUGCAGCUGGCCAUCCGCAACGACGAGGAGCUGAACAAGCUCCUCUCCGGCGUCACCAUUGCCCAGGGAGGUGUGCUGCCUAACAUCCAGGCGGUGCUCCUGCCCAAGAAGACCGAGAAGAAGUAAUCGCCCUCGGCCUUUCAGGGACGACAAUUCAGUACCGUUUAAUCCGGCUCCCCUUGGGAGCCACACCCUUUUCCAAAAAGAGACUUCUGGACACACACCCUCAACUACAUAGUGACAUUCCUAGGUCAAUUCCUGCUGAUAUUACUAGGAAGAAGACCCUCAGUCAUGACAACAAUUAACAACCCCCACGUCUGGCAGGCUUCCCACACUUAGUUUGUUUGUUUUCUUCACGGCAGGUAAGGGACUCCUCUGCUGACAACGACGAUAACAACAAUUAACCCACAAGACAUAACAUAACAAAUAAAAAAAACGCAAAACAGAGCCGGGAGGUAGGUCGUUGAGACGAUGAUGGCCGUCGUGCAGAUCGGAUGCGGCGCUGCCCCCGCCGAGAUGAAGUAGGUAGGUAGGUAGGUAGUAGCUGGGUGGGCUCCGACCCGCUGUGGCCUGUGGAGUAGGUCCGGAAUGAGUAAAAUGAAUCAGUCAGUCACUCACUCACUGACGUCAUGUAUGAUCCCCUGCCUCACCCGAGAAAGCAUGCAUCGGUU
Molecule: messenger RNA, 918 nt
Organism: Eriocheir sinensis (Chinese mitten crab)
Lineage: Eukaryota; Metazoa; Arthropoda; Malacostraca; Decapoda; Varunidae
Product: histone H2A-like
Exons: 3
Coding region: 2-373 (123 amino acids)
Cellular component (GO): nucleosome
Molecular function (GO): DNA binding; structural constituent of chromatin; protein heterodimerization activity
Source: RefSeq, a predicted model, not a curated record